GUGGCAGUUAUAAAAGGGAGGGGACAUCAAUUUUCCAAUGUUUUCAAUGAUGUGAAACGUUGUUCAACACAAAAUGGACAGAAAUUUAUUGAUUAUCAUUUUUGCCGCUGCGUUUAUUGCUAGUCUUAUGUUUACAUCAUAAUUUCAGUAAAAAAAGUUUAGUGAAAAUUGUUUUGGGUACGAAACUGUUUUUAUAUUUUUUUAUUUAUUUAAAAUAAUUAAAUUUGGUGUAUUUACCAAACGCGCGAGUUGUGAUUGCUAUUUAAAAUAACUCAUUUCAAAUGCAAUUGUAUCGCGUUAGUAACAGAUUUUGACGACUGUGACGUUUAUUAUUGUAUAUUUUUAAAUUAUUCUGAAAGAUAUAUCACAUUUAUUUUAAAAAUUUUAACGAAAAACGAAAGUAGAGAUGGCUUCUGCAAGUUCAAUGUCUAAUAAUGUAGAAAAUUUAUCACCACAAAUCAUACGAGGAGUUGUAAAAGAAAUGCAGGAAUUAGUAGGCUGUCCACCUGAAGGAAUAAAAGUUCAAAUCAAUGAAGAAGAUGUUACUGAUAUACAAGCAGUUAUUGAAGGCCCUGCUGGUAAGUAA
Messenger RNA from Agrilus planipennis (emerald ash borer), 586 nucleotides. RefSeq names its product ubiquitin-conjugating enzyme E2 S-like. The record is from RefSeq and is a predicted model, not a curated record. The transcript has 2 exons. The coding region runs from base 407 to 586 and encodes 59 amino acids. Lineage: Eukaryota; Metazoa; Arthropoda; Insecta; Coleoptera; Buprestidae.